Hippocampus comes (tiger tail seahorse) is the source of this 1095-nucleotide messenger RNA. RefSeq lists its product as uncharacterized. The record is from RefSeq and is a predicted model, not a curated record. Lineage: Eukaryota; Metazoa; Chordata; Actinopteri; Syngnathiformes; Syngnathidae. Bases 87 to 935 code for a protein of 282 amino acids. Gene Ontology annotation, cellular component: external side of plasma membrane. The transcript is spliced from 8 exons. Gene Ontology annotation, biological process: T cell costimulation; cell surface receptor signaling pathway; positive regulation of T cell proliferation.
CUAGCAAAGAGGAAGUUGUCACAUCACUCUCCCAGUUCCACUCACAUGCAUUUGCAUUCAGUUACAGUAGCGAGGAAGACACCAACAUGAUCUCGAUUUGGGUUGCGCCACAAUUUUUAAAAACAAGUGUUCUAUGGAGACUGUUGACUUUAAUUUUCACUGUAAGUUGGCCCUUGGCCUCCCAAGAAAGUGUUGUUGCUCAGAUUCAACUCGGAGGUGAAGUUGGAAAGAAUGUGACCAUUCGCUGUCCUGUGGACCAGCAUAAGACGAUCCAAUUCUUCUACUUCCAAAGGGGCGGAGAAUUUGUAAAUGGCUUCCAUAUAUUGAGAAACAUAACAAAGGAGAAAUGGGAAAACACCAGAGUGGAAAACAACAAUGCAAACGUCCAAAUGAUCAAACUGAAGGCUUCGUAUAGUGGAGACUAUCAGUGUUACAUCCAGUAUAAUGAAAGGCCAAAUGUUUCUGUCACAGGCAUACACCUCAGUGUCACAGCCAACUACAGCAAACCUGCAGUCACAACGUUUUGUUCUGCACAUCGCUGCCUGUCAACAUGUGCCUCACAUGGAGGCUAUCCGCACACCGAGUUGAUGUGGAAUGUCGAGAACAGCAGUGGCCUCACAUGGAAGGUUCUGAACGUGAGCGAAGAGAGCGAUCCAAAAACACUGUUGUACAACAUUUCCAGUACCGUGUCCUUCAACUGCUCUGAUGGAGAAGAAACAUUCAUUAGUUGUUCCGUGGGUGGUGUCACAUCUGAGUCGUUGUCUGUCUGCAUUCCAAAGUAUCACAUUCCUAUUGUAAAAACAGCAAUCUGUUCAGUGAUGUUGUUCAUCGCAACGAUUCCAUUGGUGCUGGCAUGGAAAUACAUAAAACAGAAGAAAAGUGCAGCAGUAACUAAUUUAGCUGUAGAUCCAAGAGAAAUAAAGGCCCUCAAUUAAGGCCAAAGAGAGAAGACCCUGCAGUUGUGAACUACUGAAGGAUAAUCCACUACCCUCAAAAACUCAAGAGAGUAUAAUUAUGAUUUUCAAAAUAUUUAGACAGGCGCUACCUUGCUUUCUUUCAGGAUUGUGGAUAUUCACAAUUCAUAUAUAUAUAUAU